This is a messenger RNA of Saccostrea echinata, 752 nucleotides long. Its product is annotated as histone H1-like. The record is from RefSeq and is a predicted model, not a curated record. The coding region runs from base 11 to 607 and encodes 198 amino acids. Gene Ontology annotation, cellular component: nucleus; nucleosome. Lineage: Eukaryota; Metazoa; Mollusca; Bivalvia; Ostreida; Ostreidae. Gene Ontology annotation, biological process: chromosome condensation; nucleosome assembly; negative regulation of DNA recombination. Gene Ontology annotation, molecular function: double-stranded DNA binding; structural constituent of chromatin; nucleosomal DNA binding. The transcript has a single exon.
CGAAGUAACCAUGGCCGAUACCGUUGCUCCAGCCAAGUCCCCAGCUAAGAAGAAGUCCACAAAGCCAAAGGUGCCCGCUGCACACCCUAAGUACAUCGACAUGAUCAGCGCUGCCGUUGCAGCUCUGAAAGAACGCGGUGGCUCAUCCAGACAAGCCAUUCUCAAGUACAUCAUGGCCAACUACAAAGUGGGCAACGAUGUUAAGUCUAUCAACACCCACUUGAAAAUGGCCUUGAAGAGUGGCGUUAAAAAAGGUGCUCUGAAGCAAGCCAAGGGUACAGGCGCCAGUGGCUCCUUCAAACUUGGAGAUAAACCCAAGACCGAGAAGAAGCCUAAAGCCAAAAAGGUUGCCAAACCCAAGGCAGCUAAGCCCAAGAAACCUGUCGCCAAGCCCAAGAAGCCUGCCGGAGAGAAGAAGGCCAAGACUCCUAAGAAGAAGGCAGCAGCCAAGAAACCAGCGGCACCCAAAAAGGCCAAGUCUCCGAAGAAGAAGGCAGCACCCAAGUCUCCAAAGAAGGCUGCGGCCAAACCCAAGAAGGCCAAGACCCCCAAGAAAACAGCAGCCAAGAAAACAAAGACUCCCAAGCAGGCAGCCGCCAAGAAAUAAGCAGUCUUAGCAUCCCUGGCAGAAUGUACAUCUAAUUUAACAAAAAAAAAAGCUCUUUUCAGGGCUACCAAAAUUUUAAGAAAAGAUACCUCAGUUACAGUCGUUAAAGAAAUGUUUCAACAUGUAUUGCACAGUUAUGUCUUAU